This is a messenger RNA of Dibothriocephalus latus, 687 nucleotides long. The record is from the annotation of a GenBank genome assembly. Lineage: Eukaryota; Metazoa; Platyhelminthes; Cestoda; Diphyllobothriidea; Diphyllobothriidae.
AUUUUUCUUUGUCGUCUGGCCGGAGACAAUCUGGAUUACUUUAAAACCUUCCUGCGUCCGCAUCUGCUCCCAAUGAUUAUGGGGCACCUUUCUGACGGCUUUGUUGAAAUGUACAAAGCUCAAUCAUCUUUCGAGAACGCCUGUAUUAUAUGGGGAUUUCAAGACUUUGACGACUACUACAGAAAUCAUAGAUUAACCUUCGAGGCCUUCGUACUUAUCGAUCAACCGUCUAACUUACCUCCAAACGAUGAGUCGGCUUCUGCCUGGCAAGUGGCCAUCCGCAUUCUCCUAAACGACGGCUUCACUGAGACUGUAAAGUACAUUCAGCGGUUUACAAAAGUAUUGUCCUCAGCGGAGUCAAUCGCCGAAGUAGCCGCGCACAUGGCAACCCUUAUGCUUCUUCAUUUGUCAAGCCCUCAGUCGCAUGCUGUUCGGCACGCCAACGGGAUUUCUCACGUGUUUGCUCACAUUCUUACCGAAUACUUUGCCCUUCUGUUUAUCCCACACUCACAUGACGAUGUUCGAGCAAUUGUCCACUGCGGCGCAAAGGAAGAAGAGUGGAAUUUUCAGUUUUUUCACAGGACUAUUGCUGCCCUUUUCAAGCGUGGUCAGACCUUCGAUGUUGAGUUCCAAAUGGUAUGUCCUGCUACUACCGACUACGCUUUCACCAAAUCUCUGUCCUCUUAA